AUGGAGCAGAGAAAUGCCGCUUUCGCGAUCCACAGCAACGCCGACCGAUCCGGCCAUUCUGCAAAUAAUUGCUGGGAGAAACAGAACGAACAACGUUAUGCGGGAAAUAAAACUCGUGUAACUUGUCAAAUUUGCAACAACUUUGGACACAUUGCUAAAGAUUGUCGAUCAAAACUAAACCAGCAAACGGGAUCUAGGAAUUCUUUAUUCUGCCGCUAUUGCAAGGAGCAUGGUCAUCUUCUCGAAAAUUGUCAAUUACGCCAUGCCAGUAACUUUCGAAAAAAGGAAAAUAAUCAGGGAAACUACAACGGCCCCUCGACGUCGGGUGCACAGCAGGGGUCCGAACGAGAGCCGCACCCGUCCAAAACUCAG
Formica exsecta is the source of this 372-nucleotide messenger RNA. RefSeq names its product cellular nucleic acid-binding protein homolog. Gene Ontology annotation, molecular function: zinc ion binding; nucleic acid binding. Lineage: Eukaryota; Metazoa; Arthropoda; Insecta; Hymenoptera; Formicidae. The transcript is spliced from 2 exons. The record is from RefSeq and is a predicted model, not a curated record. The annotation marks the transcript as partial.